UUUUAGAACGGUUUCCGGAAGUGAUGGGAGGGAUUGGGCAGGGCAGCUAAAUAUAGUCCUGGAGCCAUGGCUCAGUCUGGGAGGGUCUUCCACUGAGCACUGUGUGCCCAUCACGCGUGGUGUCCACUGCCAGCUUCCCCUGUGAGUCCCUGUCCUUGCUUGGAGCCUGCUGCUUGUCUCAGAUCUUUGGACGCAGCCCUGACCCCAGUCCAGCUAGGCUCGACCCUUACCGGUCCUCCUUCCAGUGUCUUUCAGCCUAAGAUCUCCAACCAGACCUGCCCGCCAUGUCGGCUGCGCCCGGCCUCCUGCACCAGGAGCUGUCCUGCCCGCUGUGCCUGCAGCUGUUCGACGCGCCCGUGACAGCCGAGUGCGGCCACAGUUUCUGUCGCGCCUGCCUGGGCCGCGUGGCCGGGGAACCCGCGGCGGAUGGCACCGUUCUCUGCCCCUGCUGUCAGGCCCCCACGCGGCCGCAGGCACUCAGCACCAACUUGCAGCUGGCGCGCCUGGUGGAGGGGCUGGCCCAGGUGCCGCAGGGCCACUGCGAGGAGCACCUGGACCCGCUGAGCAUCUACUGUGAGCAGGACCGCGCGCUGGUGUGCGGUGUGUGCGCCUCACUUGGCUCGCACCGCGGUCAUCGCCUCCUGCCUGCCGCCGAGGCCCACGCACGCCUCAAGACACAGCUGCCACAGCAGAAACUGCAGCUGCAGGAGGCAUGCAUGCGCAAGGAGAAGAGUGUAGCUGUGCUGGAGCAUCAGCUGGUGGAGGUGGAGGAGACAGUGCGUCAGUUCCGGGGGGCCGUGGGGGAGCAGCUGGGCAAGAUGCGGGUGUUCCUGGCUGCACUGGAGGGCUCCUUGGACCGUGAGGCAGAGCGUGUGCGGGGUGAGGCAGGGGUUGCCUUGCGCCGGGAGCUGGGGAGCCUGAACUCUUACCUGGAGCAGCUGCGGCAGAUGGAGAAGGUGCUGGAGGAGGUGGCCGACAAACCGCAGACUGAGUUCCUAAUGAAAUACUGCCUGGUGACCAGCAGGCUGCAGAAGAUCCUGGCAGAGUCUCCCCCACCCGCCCGUCUGGACAUCCAGCUGCCAAUCAUCUCAGAUGACUUCAAAUUCCAGGUGUGGAGGAAGAUGUUCCGGGCUCUGAUGCCAGUCCUCUAA
Messenger RNA from Mandrillus leucophaeus (drill), 1151 nucleotides. RefSeq names its product tripartite motif containing 72, E3 ubiquitin protein ligase (gene TRIM72). The coding region runs from base 285 to 1151 and encodes 288 amino acids. The record is from RefSeq and is a predicted model, not a curated record. Lineage: Eukaryota; Metazoa; Chordata; Mammalia; Primates; Cercopithecidae. Gene Ontology annotation, molecular function: zinc ion binding. The transcript has 7 exons.